Mesorhabditis belari is the source of this 3063-nucleotide messenger RNA. The record is from the annotation of a GenBank genome assembly. NCBI's taxonomy places the organism in Eukaryota, Metazoa, Nematoda, Chromadorea, Rhabditida, Rhabditidae.
AUGAAGGAAUUCCCGGUCGAAGCAUUGCCCCUAUUGCUGAAGCUGAAUAUCUUCGAGCUACUCUCUACAAAUGAGAAAGUGCUGAUCAGGGGGAUCAAUUCAGGCACAAAAGAUUUGGUGAAUAAAGUGGGUCUGUUGCCGCGAAAAAUCGGCCAAGCACACCUCAGCGGCACGCAAAAUCAGGUGAAAAUCAGACUCUGGAACAGUCGCGAUGGGCAUUUCGCGAUCUCGUUCAGUAGGAAUACAGAAGGAACAGAAGAGAAAAUCAAAAUCACCCACUCGCAAUUGUUUGGUGGAAACAAGGAUUUUCUGAUAGCUGAAGACUUUGACGAGAGAUUUGUGAUCUUUCAAUUGACAAAAACGAUUCGACCCCGUUUACUCCGAGUGCAUACCUUCCCAAUUGAAAACCCCUAUCAAAAUGUCACGCUAUUCAAUUCGGACCUUCUCAACUUUUCCACUCUUUUGCAAAACUCUGGUGCCGCCAUUUUUGUCUUCAAUUGUAUACGAAAUCUGCAAAAGCUCAUUAAUCGAGUGGAAAUAAAGUCUACGUUGGGGCUUAAAUGGAUCGUCGAUGAAUGGAGAUGCUGGUGCUAUGAGAAGUGUAAAAAGUGUCCUGCUGGGAUGAGUCAAUUCUUGGCAUUGACAUCCGCCUCUUCAUUUGUCUUCAUCGAGACAAUGCGGAAUCAGGAGACACCAAAUGAAAUCUCUGAUAAGGAUUUUGUUAAUUUCGUCCUUCCCCGUCUACCGGAACCGAUCCCUCUUGGAAUUGAGUACCGAAACAGGCAACAACGAUUGAAUGUUUUCCCACGAGCCAAUCCAUUUCCCAAUGAUCCUCCACCUCCAGCACUUCCGCCUCUUUUACGAAAAAAUGCUAAACUCGGGAUUUUUCCGGUGAAAGAUGUACUGGAAAUUCUUGAGACUUUCGCGGUUCAAUCAAGUACCUUUAUGAAGAAAAGGAUUUACGCGUUGGAGUUGGAGCCGAAAACGAUUGAGACAUUCAAUGCGAUUAUUAGUGCAGUUCAUUUCACCGGUAACCCGCAAUAUUACGGUAACUACUGGGCAUACCUUCUCGAUUCAGAGCACUAUCGAUCAGAUCGAGCUUUGCUUUUCCAGGGUUUUGACACGGUUUUUGUGACCGAGAAUUUCAACGGAGAUUUCUUGUCGAUCAUCUCCCAAAUCACCGCCCAAUUUCGACAGUUUCCGUUCAGAAUGCCGUGUGGUAUCGAGGGUUUAUUGAGUGAUCCUUUCGAGGGACUUCCCGAUUAUCCAUCGAAAUGGAGAAACCUCUCCAAUAUCUCCCAUGCUCCAAGAAGACCACUCCAAUUGAAUGCAAACGAGAAAAAAUUAUCUGUUGCGAAUGCGUUGCGUUAUGUGCCCGAAAAAUAUCACAAUUUGUUGGCAAAGGAAUUCGCAGAAGAAUUGGAGACUUAUGGCCACAUCUAUGCUUUUCGUUUUAUGCCCGAUUUCCCGUUAAAAGCUCCACCAAUCCAUGAAAUCAAAGCAAAAUGCCAACAAGCGGCCGCAAUCAUUUUGAUGAUCAUGAACAAUUUGGAUCCUGAAGUGGCACAGUUUCCCCAAGAAUUAGUGACUUAUGGUGGAAAUGGGCAAGUGUUCUCCAAUUGGAUUCAGUUUCGUUUGGUCAUCCGUUAUUUAUGGUCAAUGAGCGAUGAGCAGACAUUGGUUAUGUAUUCAGGUCAUCCACUUGGUCUUUUCCCUUCACAUAAAGAUGCUCCACGAUUAACGAUUACCAAUGGAAUGAUGAUUCCAAACUAUUCAACAAAGCCAUUGUAUGAUAAAUAUUUCGCAUUGGGUGUGACAAUGUAUGGGCAAAUGACUGCUGGAAGUUAUUGCUACAUUGGGCCACAAGGGAUCGUUCACGGGACAACGAUUACAGUGAUGAACGCUGGCCGCAAAUACCUUAAUACUGAUGAUUUAGCUGGAAAAGUUUUUGUGACGGCCGGCCUUGGCGGAAUGUCGGGCGCGCAAGCGAAAGCGGCGAAAAUUGCUGGAUGUGUUGGAGUGAUUGCUGAGAUUAGCGAAAAAGCGCUGAAGAAGCGACACGACCAAGGGUGGCUUGAGAUCUACAGCACGAAUCUUGAUGAAAUCGUUGGCUUAAUUAAAGAGGCGAGAAGCGAGAGAAAAGCGAUUUCAAUCGGAUAUCUCGGGAAUGUUGUCGAUUUAUGUCUCCGCCGUCAAAUCGCGGCCAUUGAUAAGCUGGCCAAACGGGGAAUGUACUUUUGGGACUACGGGAACGCGUUUCUUGUCGAAUGUCAGAGAGCCGGAGUCGAGAUGUUGAAAGAAAAUGCGAAAGAUGACAAAGAUUUUCGCUAUCCAAGCUAUUUUCAGGAUAUUAUGGGUGACAUUUUCUCGAUGGGUUUCGGUCCAUUCCGAUGGGUUUGCACAUCGGGAACUCCUGAGGAUUUAAAAGAAUCUGAUAAAAUCGCUUGUCAAGUGAUCAACAAAUUGCUGAAAGGAGACAUGCCUGAAUGGGUAAAGCAACAGUAUGUUGACAAUCGGAAAUGGAUUGUCGAAGCGGAUGAGCACAAAUUGGUGGUGGGAACACAGGCUCGCAUCUUGUACUCGGAUCAAGCCGGCCGUACCGCGAUCGCUCUCGCUUUCAAUGAAGCUGUCAGAAACAAGAGAAUUACGGCCCCAAUCGUGAUUUCGAGAGAUCACCAUGAUGUAUCGGGUACCGAUUCUCCGUUCAGAGAAACCGCAAACAUCACUGAUGGAAGCGCUUUCACUGCUGAUAUGGCCGUGCAAAAUGCGAUUGGGGACGCGAUGAGAGGAGCCACGUGGAUCUCUCUGCACAAUGGAGGCGGUGUCGGAUGGGGCGAUGUGAUAAAUGGUGGAUUCGGAAUGGUGCUAGAUGGAGAUCUGGAAACGGAUCGUCGUGCUCGUUCGAUGCUCUCAUGGGAUGUAUCAAAUGGAGUGGCAAGGAGGAGUUGGUCAGGGAAUGAUAAAGCAAAAGAAGCCAUUAUCAGAACUCAAAAGACCGUCUCCGGGCUUGAGGUAACUGUCCCGUAUCAAGUUGAUCAAGAACUUCUUCAAAACUUUUUUAAC